ACACAUCUUCCAGCCAGUAGGUGUCACUGUGAGAAACAAGCACAGGAAUGCAAUCGACGCAAAGCAGGCCUCGAUAGCGAUUGGUUCUUAUAAGGAAUGUAAAUGUCUCAGGACAAGGCAGAUCAGGACGAUGAGCUACUUGCCUUAGCAAGUAUCUAUGAAGAGGAGUUCCACCGGGAAGAAUCGGCUCAAGGAGGGGAGAUGCAGCUCUGUGUGAAUCUCCCUCUUGACUUCAGAGUUGUUGUCAAAGGAGAGAAGCAAGCCGAAUAUAAAAUCAGCUUCCUGCCGCCUUUGGUUCUUAAUUUUGAGCUUCCUGUAGACUACCCAUCCACACAUCCACCAGUAUUCACACUCAGCUCUAAAUGGAUGACCAGAGGACAGAUGAGCUCUCUGUGCAGACAUCUGGACCAACUAUGGGAGGAGAACCGAGGCUGCGUUGUUCUUUUCACAUGGAUUCAGUUCCUCAGCGAGGAGGUUCUGGACUUCCUCAGCAUCCAGUCUCCUCUCCUGAUCAUCAGAGAAGGAAAUAAGGCAAGCGGAGAGCGCAGCAGGAAAGCUGACCAUGCAGCCACAAACGUGACACAGGUCGGAAGCCCUUGUGAAAACUCAGAAACGAAAAGAGAGUUGAAGAAGUCAGAACAGCAACCUUUAGCGUCCUGCCACCUGGACCCACGGGCCAUCGUGUCUGUGGACGUGCACGCCGACCUCCUACCUCAGCUGCUGGACUUUGACGAGGCUCAGCGUCAGAGGGCGUUUGACUGUACCAUGUUCUGCUGCAGCAUCUGCUUUGUGGAGAAGCGGGGCGCCGACUGCAUCUGCUUCAAGGAUUGCCAGCAUGUCUACUGCAAAGACUGCGUGAGGGAAUAUUUCCAGAUCCAAAUACGCGACGGCAACGUUCAGUGCCUUAAUUGCCCGGAGCCUAAAUGCACAUCAAUAGCUACGCCUAUGCAGGUUAAGCAACUAGUGGACGAGGAGCUGUUUGCCCGAUACGACCGUCUGCUGCUCCAAUCCAGUCUGGAUCUCAUGGCAGAUAUUGUAUACUGUCCGCGCCACUCCUGCGGCACGCCGGUGAUGGUGGAGCCAGACACUACCAUGGGCAUAUGCUCUGCCUGCAAGUAUGCCUUUUGUACGCUGUGCAAAAUGGGUUAUCACGGGGUGUCCCACUGUAAGAUCCCUGCAGAGGAUCUACGUAGCCUCCGAGACGAGUACCUGUCGGCCACUCCGCAGGGGAAAAAGUUUAUGGAGCAACGCUUUGGCAAAAGAGUGAUCCAAAAGGCGGUGGAGGAGUCCUUUAGCAGGGACUGGCUCAACGAGAACUGCAAAGGCUGCCCUCACUGCGGCACCAACAUACAGAAAGUAGACGGCUGCAACAAAAUGACGUGUACCUCGUGCCGCCAUUACUUCUGCUGGCUGUGCCUGGGCCUCCUCAACAAAGCCAACCCGUACAGUCACUUCCACAACCCACAAUCACCCUGCUUUAACCAGCUCUUCCAUGGUGUGGACCUAGAUGAAGACGAUGCCUUAUGGAGUGACGAAGAGGACUGAUGUCUCUGGUUUAUCGUCCGCCUCAAUGCACUUUAUCUCACACCACAGUCUAUUUUUCAUGGACUGUCACCUUAUGCGUCAUGCAGUGACGCUGCUAUGAGAUCACGGUCAGGCCUCAUGAUUCUACACUUAUAAGCCGCUUUAUUAGGUACACACGCACGUUUCAUUCAUACAAAAGCCGCCUUUUUAACGCUAAGGAUGCUAACUUUGUAUUCAAAUUGUUUCCUUAGCUUAUUAAAUUACAAAACCCCACACAUAAUCUCGCUCAAACAUCAAUUCACAAAAAUUACAAAAAUAUGCAUUAAACAUAUAAUUUAAAAUAAAUACAUUGAAAACAAAGUAAUCAAUUAACUAAAUAAACCACUUAGAAUUAUUUUAGUAAUAAUGAUACAAAAUCCCCAUGAAAAUGUCUCUCAAUUAAGGAAGCAAUGCAGUUUCCAACGUGAUCCAUAUUUUUUAUGUUUUGCUUUACCCAUUAGACUACUUGACAAAUGAUUAGAAGUGCAGGACUUUAUGGAGGAACCUCAUACAGUGGGCCUGUCCACAGUUGACAGGGCUUUGACUGUUAUAAAAGUAUCUGAUUCUAUAAGCAAGCUGGUCCACGAGUGAUGGUGAUCCAGUUAACAAUCACUGUGUGCUGAUAAGGUUGGUUGGAAUGACUAGAACACCAGUGAUCACAGCCUAUGCUUAGUUUGUGGAAUGAAUAGUUUACCUUUAUACUUAUUGUGACAGUAUUCAAGACUAUGUGUUAAAGUUGUUAAAGAAAUAAUGAAGGGGGUUCCUCAGGGUCUACUGUUUUCUUGUGCAACCAUGCCAAAUGCUAAAAUCUAAAGGGUGGAGCCACAGAAUUAUGAGCAUCAUUUACAAAACACAACUUUUAUUGCACAGUACUUUUUUUUAUUUUAUUUGAAUAUAGAAAUAUAUCUAUCUUUUAGUUUUUUUGUUAACGUUGCUACCGCAGAAGACAUGGACUUUUUUCUUGAACCCGCAUUGUGCUUCAAAAUAAAUGUUCCCACUUGAAAUUCAAA
Molecule: messenger RNA, 2573 nt
Organism: Entelurus aequoreus (snake pipefish)
Lineage: Eukaryota; Metazoa; Chordata; Actinopteri; Syngnathiformes; Syngnathidae
Gene: rnf14
Product: ring finger protein 14
Exons: 9
Coding region: 103-1545 (480 amino acids)
Biological process (GO): protein polyubiquitination; positive regulation of proteasomal ubiquitin-dependent protein catabolic process; ubiquitin-dependent protein catabolic process
Cellular component (GO): cytoplasm; ubiquitin ligase complex
Molecular function (GO): ubiquitin protein ligase activity; ubiquitin conjugating enzyme binding; zinc ion binding
Source: RefSeq, a predicted model, not a curated record